Molecule: messenger RNA, 3262 nt
Organism: Lontra canadensis (Northern American river otter)
Lineage: Eukaryota; Metazoa; Chordata; Mammalia; Carnivora; Mustelidae
Gene: ODAD4
Product: tetratricopeptide repeat domain 25
Exons: 12
Coding region: 130-2211 (693 amino acids)
Cellular component (GO): cytoplasm
Molecular function (GO): protein binding
Source: RefSeq, a predicted model, not a curated record
CGAGGGGAGGGGCCGGAAGCAACUCUAUGCUUCCCGGUUGCUAAGAGACGAGGCUUCCACAAGGCGACGGAGGUUCUCCGGCUUCUUUUCCUCCCUUUUUCUGCUUCAGCGUCACCGAAUCCGGCCACCAUGUCGGACCCAGAAGCUGACAUCUUGCGAAGCACCUUUCCCUCUUAUAUGGCGGAGGGCGAGCGGCUGUAUCUGUGCGGAGAGUUCUCUAAAGCCGCCCAUAGCUUCAGCAACGCUCUUCACCUUCAGAAUGGAGAUAAGAAUGGCCUGGUUGCCCGAUCCAAGUGCUUCCUGAAGAUGGGAGAGCUGGAGAAGUCCCUGAAGGAUGCUGAGGCUUCACUCCAGGGUGACCCGACUUUCUGUAAGGGAAUUUUACAAAAGGCUGAGACCCUGUACACCAUGGGAGACUUUGAGUUUGCCUUGGUGUUCUAUCAUCGAGGCUACAAGCUGCGGCCUGACCGAGAAUUCAAAGUUGGAAUUCAGAAAGCCCAGGAAGCCAUCAACAACUCAGUGGGAAGUCCUUCUUCAGUUAAGCUAGAGAACAAAGGGGAUCUAUCCUUCUUAAGCAAGCAAGCUGAGAGUAUAAAAGCCCAGCAGAAGCCUCAUCCCGUGAGACAACUCGUACAUCACCCCGAGAGGGAGUCCAAGAGGAAGGGCUCACUCAAGAGUGAGAAGAUUGUCCGCCAGCUCCUGGGUGAGCUCUACGUGGACAAGGAGUAUCUGGAGAAGCUCCUACUGGAUGAAGACCUGAUCAAGGGCACCAUCAAGCAUGGCCUGACCGUGGAGGACCUCAUCAUGACAGGCAUCAACUACCUGGACACUCGCAGUAACUUCUGGAGGCAGCAGAAGCCCAUCUAUGCCAGGGAGCGGGACCGGAAGCUGAUGCAAGAGAAGUGGCUGCGGGACCGCAAACGCCGUCCCUCACAGACAGCCCAUUACAUCCUCAAGAGCCUCGAGGACAUAGACAUGUUGCUGACCAGCGGCAGUGCUGACGGUAGCCUUCAGAAAGCGGAGAAAGUACUGAAGAAAGUGCUCGAAUGGAACAAAGAGGAGGUGCCCAACAAGGACGAACUGGUUGGAAGCUUGUACAGCUGCAUAGGGAAUGCCCAAAUCGAGCUGGGGCAGAUGGUCGCAGCCCUGCAGAGCCACAGAAAGGAUUUGGAGAUCGCCAAGGAAUAUGACCUUCCUGAUGCUAAGUCGAGAGCCCUUGACAACAUUGGCAGGGUUUUUGCCAGAGUUGGGAAAUUCCAGCAAGCCAUUGACACGUGGGAGGAGAAGAUCCCUCUGGCAAAAACCACCCUGGAGAAGACCUGGCUGUUCCACGAGAUUGGCCGCUGCUACUUGGAGCUGGACCAGGCCUGGCAGGCCCAGCAUUAUGGGGAGAAGUCCCAGCAGUGUGCAGAGGAAGAAGGAGACAUUGAGUGGCAGCUGAAUGCCAGCGUUCUGGUGGCACAGGCCCAAGUCAAGCUGAGAGACUUCGAGUCGGCCGUGAGCAACUUUGAGAAAGCCCUGGAGAGAGCAAAGCUGGUCCACAACAACGAGGCGCAGCAGGCCAUCAUCAGCGCCCUGGACGAUGCCAACAAGGGCAUCAUCGAAGAGCUGAAGAAAACGGACUACAGGGAGACACUGAGAGAAAGGAGAGAGAGAGAAGAGGCAGCUGAAUUGGAAUCUUUGAGAGAGGCGGCUACGGGGAAGGAGAAGGAAAGCAUGAGAAGAGGGAGAGACGAGUUCGAGAAGGUGAUGAAGCACUGGGAGCGAGAGCCAGCUGACAGUGAGAAAGAGACAGAAGAUGAGUUGUCUCAGGAAAUUCUGAGGGUCGCAGCGAGUGGACAAGAAGAAAACAGGCAGAGAGAAGUAGAGGAAGCCAACUCCUUCAAGAGAAUAGGGCUGGGAGCCGCAGGGCGAGACUCAGGAGAUGUUGCCAAGAGCAUGUCCAGAGACCUGGGUGCAGGAAGCGAGGGAGAGGAGGGCAGGAAACCGAUUGAAGUGGGCAGAAUGGAAUCAAGAGAAAUUUACAGGAGGCCUUCAGAGCUGGACCAGAAACCCUCAGGAGAAUUAAACAGAAGGGAAUCAAGAGGACUGGAGAGUCAAGUUUCAGAAGACAGCAGAAGAGAGUCAGAAGAAACAGGGCAAACAGAACUGGGAGAAACAGCAAAGGCAGAAAAUGGUGAAGACAUGGAAGAACAUGAAAAAGAUGAAUGAAGCAGCAGGCAUCAGGACCAGGGACCUUGGGGAUCUUAUUCAACUGGACUUGGAUUUUCAAGCUGAGAUUUGUCUCUCAUAGGAGAACACAUGGACUGGGCUCCACAGGUCGCCUCUGCCUCUUUCUGCUACUGUUUUCCCUUUCAAUAGAUAUCUUUCACUCUUCAAAACCCUGAGUCUGUCUUUUUGCCUCCCUGCUCACCCACAAGAGCCUUAGAGAAUGAGGACCCCCACUCAGGGUACCACUCUCCAAGCAAAAGCAUUUCAGGAUGGUGAAGAAACAGGUGAGCUCCAAGGGACCAAGCUAGCUUAAAGAGGGGAAGAAAAAGAAAGUCCUGGGAGGAGAGGUACAUUUGUGCAGACACUGGCCAUGGGUUCAUCUUGCUGAGUGACUGCUGUGGUCAGGGCACUGUGGGAGGCUUGAUGGAAGAAGUGAUGAUGGGACACGCUGAAGCCUGGCAGGCACAAAGAAUGAAUGCUGGCAUUGAAAUGGGCAUUAUGCUGGAGGAGCCCAGAGGAAGAGAGCUCCUGCCUCAGAACAGGGAGCAGUCCCUAGGAAGAGUGGCAGCUGGACUCCACCUGCGCCACCUCCAGAUGGUACAGUGAAGUAAAUCAGACUCCACAAGCUGGUUUCCUCCUCCGUAGAACGGUAUCUGCCCCCAGGGUUGGCAUGAGACUUCUCUGAGUGCUCAGCACAGCACUUGGUACAGGGGAAGCUCUCCAAAAUCCGACCCAGCUUUUUCGGUGACUUCGCAGAGGAGGUGGCAGCUGAACAGCUGCCUCAGAAGAUGUGCCAGGAUUUCACUACAUUACUCAUCUGUCCCGGCUAUUGCCAUCCUGGUUCCAUCUCUCCAGUCCUUCGAAGGUUUAGGGCUGAAGUUAGGCUAGCUAGGACCAGACCCCCACUAAUGUGAGGCGAGUGAGGCAUUUCAGAUGCAGUGGUUCACGGGGCUCCAGGAAACUCACUAAGCAACAGGUAGUAAUCUAAUGUAAUGUAAAAACACAUCCACAACGCUAAACCCCACGAUGAAUAAAAUACCACAAUUUUAAA